AUGGGCUUGCUGACAAGAUCUCAGCAGCUACUCGCUGCUUUUGUUGUAGGGAAUUAUAUUCCAUGGUUAUCAUGGGUGGAUGGUUUAAAGCGGGGAACAGAUAAAGUUGCCAAAGAAUUUGACGAGUUUCUUGAUGUUGUUAUUGACGAGCAUAUAAAUAACAACAUAAAGGCAGAAGACGCUAAUGGAGGAAAUGAACAAGGCCAGCUGGAUCUAGAUGUGUUUUUUGCGGGAACUGAAACAACAAGCGCAAGUAUAGAAUGGACACUAAGCGAGCUAGUAAGACACCCACAUAUAAUGAAGAAGCUGCAAACAGAGGUAACAAAAAUAGCGCAAGGAAGAUCAAUGGUCACAGAGGAUGAUACGCAUGAAAUGCCUUACUUGAAAGCCGUCCUUAAAGAGGGCUUGCGACUAUACCCUCCAAUCACAGUACUAGUUCCUCGAGAAUUAAGAGCGGACGUCAAUUUAAUGGGGUACGACAUUGCAAAAGGCACCCAGGUGAUGAUUAAUGGUUGGGCAAUUUCAAGAGAUCCGUCGAUAUGGGAAGAACCAGAGUGA
Molecule: messenger RNA, 558 nt
Organism: Erigeron canadensis
Lineage: Eukaryota; Viridiplantae; Streptophyta; Magnoliopsida; Asterales; Asteraceae
Product: cytochrome P450 Tp4149-like
Exons: 2
Coding region: 1-558 (185 amino acids)
Molecular function (GO): monooxygenase activity; oxidoreductase activity, acting on paired donors, with incorporation or reduction of molecular oxygen; iron ion binding
Source: RefSeq, a predicted model, not a curated record